This is a messenger RNA of Corythoichthys intestinalis (scribbled pipefish), 9328 nucleotides long. RefSeq names its product AT hook containing transcription factor 1 (gene ahctf1). Lineage: Eukaryota; Metazoa; Chordata; Actinopteri; Syngnathiformes; Syngnathidae. The transcript has 39 exons. Bases 246 to 7415 code for a protein of 2389 amino acids. The record is from RefSeq and is a predicted model, not a curated record. Gene Ontology annotation, molecular function: protein binding.
GCAAGUCAAGGCCGGCGAAGUAGAAGUGCUCAACGCUAUUCCCUCUCAAUAAAAAAAUGGCGGUAGACGAUACCAAAGCUUCAAGUUCUUCAGACGCUUGUUAAGAUUGCAAUCUGUCGGAAGCACCGAACGACUUGAGAGCAACAUUCGUGUGGAGCUGCUUAUGACGGGUAACAACUGCGACGUUCGUCAAGGAUUACAAAACCUUCGUGGCUCCCGAUAAAAGCCCUCGAGACGAGUAAGCAAUGCAUGAGCUGACAGCUCAGGUCACGAGCAGCCUGCUGCCUUUCCCAGCAGUGACCCUUGAGGUUGUGGGAGAGGAUGAAAUCACGCUUGACUCUUUGCUUCAUGGAAAGUUUACUGCCGGGCGUGGAGGACAUGCUUGGCUGGCCUGUGGCCCUCAUCUCGAAGUCAUCCAUGGGCAGACUAGAGAACGUCUGUCUGCGUACUGCUUCAAUGGAGGAGGGGAGCAUCCACCCAGUGUUCUGACCGCAAAGGACUUCAGCUGGCUGAAGAGGUCUGGAUUGCUGGUUGGCUUGGAAGAAACAGAAGGCAGUGUUCUGUGUCUCUAUGAUUUAGGACUGUCCAGAGUGGCCAAAGCUGUGGGCAUACCAGGCAGAAUUACAGCUAUAGAGCCAUUAGUUAGCUAUGGUGGAGCAAGUACCUCCACCCAGCACCUUCACCAGAGUCUUCGCUGGUUUUUUGGCAUCGCUGCCGUAGUAACGGAUCUCGGUCAUGUUCUGCUUGUGGACCUCUGUCUGGAUGAUCUAUCUUGUAGCCAGAGUGAGCAGAAUCCUUCAAGCUUGCAAGUAGUGACCAAAUCUCCAAGAGAGAUUCCCAGGCUCCGAGAAAUGAGCACCAGAGAGGGCAGGCAUCUUUCCCUCCAGCUCAAUGCACCAAAUGGAGUACCAGCCACGGCGCUGCAAUACAUCCCCAGAACAAACCAACUGGUCGUGGGUUUUUCUGAUGGCUACUUGCAAGUUUGGAAUUUGAAGUCCCUCAGAAAAGAAUACAACUCCCAGUUAGAUGGUGGCAGAGUUCCAGUUCAUGCUUUCACUUUCCAGGAGCCGGAAAAUGACCCCAGGAACUGCUGCUACCUCUGGGCAGUUCAGUCUUCACAGGAUCAAGAGGGCGAUACGGUCAGUCUCCAUUUGCUGCAAAUGGCUUUCAGGGAGCGGAAGUGUCUACCCUCUGGGAAAAUUGUUUACGAGGGUCUAGAGUACUGUGAGGAGCGUUACAGUCAGGAGCUGAGUGGUACAGCUUACCCUCUCAGAGCCCAGACCACCAGAACGCACCUGCUUAGGUGCCAGACCAUCGAAAAAUUCCGACCCCAUCCAGACAGGGACGACAGCAUGAAUGAAGUUGCAUCUCCAGACACAAGCAUAUCCAUCUUUAGCUGGCAGGUCAAGACCUAUGGACAGGCAAUGCCGUCUACCUACAUUGGGGUUUUUGACAUCAACCGUUGGUAUCAUGCACAGAUGCCAGAUUCAUUCAGAAUGGGAGAGUCUUUACGCAACUGUCCUUAUAUUGCCAUUUGGUGUUUGGACCCAGUGACACAAAUGGCUUCUCCGCACAGCCUGUUGGAUGUGGUUGUACAGGAUCACAGUCUCAGCAGGGGUAUUCCUUUACCUUUUCCCCCACCAGAACAGUACUUUCACCCAACUGCAUACAACUUUGAUGCCACCUGUUUAUUCAACUCUGGAAUUGCCCAUUCAACCUGCUCUGGAUAUCAGAAAGAGACCUUAAGCUUUUUGAAGAACACUGCUCCAUGUUCCAGUGAUGUCAUCUCUAGCAUCUACUCGCGGUGCCUUAUGUCGGGCCUUCUGUCAUCUCGCCUUGCUGACGCCCACACCUCCAGCCUAUCUCAGGAGGAACAGCUGGAUGCCAUCUUGGCAACUGCAGUAGAGACAUGCUCUUUAAAACCUAUCACUGAUUGUAUCAAGCAGUGGACUGCAGAAGAACAACCAGGCUCUGCAUUAAACCUGCGCUACAUCUUGGAUUGGGCCUGGAACAAAGUAAUUCAGACCAAGGAAGAACUGGAUAGUAUCUGUGCUCCUCUAUUUGACAGUUCAUCAAACUUUACAGACCCUCAGACCCUGCAGCUGAUGCAGCAUAGCCAGAGACUGCUGAAUAACCUCAGUAUUAUCUUCCACUGUCUGCUCACUGAAGCUCAGGAGCUGACGCAGAAGGGUCUAGUUGGUCUGGUCAACAAGAAUGUUGUGUCCAAUCUGAUUUCCAAGUAUGUACAAGUGGUCCUCUGGUUCUGCCGUACUGGCCUGCUCCCUGAAGGAUCAGAUAUUGAUGCCAUGCAGCUCUCUAGGCCUUUCUACUGUUACUCUGUAAUCAGCAACUAUUACUCUAUGCGCAGGGAGGAGCUCACCGCUAUGGCCAAAGACAAGUGGUGCGGAGACUGCUUAAUGAUUGACAAUCUGGUUGGCCAAUGCGGUGAACCCUUGACCAACCUGUGGAAAAGGGAUGAAGGUGGAACAGGACGGUAUCCACCACGGACGAUUCAUGCUUUGCUGGAUAUUUAUCUUCUGGACAGCGUUGAUGAGUCUACCAAACAUGCAAUUGUAAUCUACUUAUUGCUAGAUGUCAUGUACUCCUUUCCAAAUAAGGAGGCAGCAUCGGUGGAAUCUUUUCCUACAGCUUUCGACAUCAAUUUUGGAUUAGUUAAAUUGGUGCAAGGCCUCUGGCUCCUGGACAACCGUGACCACCAGAGGUCAUUCGAACUACUCUUGAAUCCAGCUGCCUCUCAGUGGCAUUUUGCAUGGCAGCAUGAGCGUGUCUUGCAAGCCCUCAUGUGUCAGGGCCAACACUCAUUGGCACUCCGCUACUUUCAUGCAACACGGGCCCCGAUUAACUCCAUGUCUCUGGCCAAACUUUGUCUUUCUGUACUGCUACAUAACAGGUGUCUCACUGAAGCAUGGUUAUUACUACGGCAACACUCAAAUCAUUUCAAUGCGACCGAGAUGCUUGGUUUCAUGUACGAGAGCUGCCAGGAACUGGGCCUCCUCAAAGAGUUGCUAAAACUGCCCCUCUGCCCCACUGAGCAGGAUGCAUUGGAAAAGUUUCUCCUAGGUACUGGUGGACUCCAAAACAAGGAAAUACUGAUGGUUCAUUACCUUCAGCAAGCCAACUACAUACCGGCCCUGCGACUCACCCACAGCCUCAAAAUGCAACAUGUGAAUGAACGAGACCCAAAGCUUAAAGAGCGAUCAAACAUCCGCAACUCUAUAAUGGACCUCUGUGGCAAAGUUUUGCCCAGAGUUCAGAGGAAACUGGCGAUGGAGGCGGCCAGACCCUACCAACAUCCCAGACCCAUCCACAAAGAAGUGACUCGUCCACAACCAUUGUCAACCAUCACCAAGCGUUGCUCUAAUGAGGUGAUGUCUAGGGCAGGCUUCAUCAACAAUGUGCUGACCAAAAUUGAGGAGGUGUGGUUAGGCAAAGGAGACCAGUCACAGUCCCCUGCUGCUAAGAGUCCUAGACCUUCUGGAUUCCUUAAACCUGCAGCUCAAGCCCAACCAGAACCAUUCCUGGGAACUCCUAUUAGAAUUGGCUCUAAACGAUUUUCAAGGCUCAUGGACGUGGUGGUUCAAAGCCCUCAAUCGGUUCUCAGUCCUCCCAGGCCCUCUUGGGCUCAUCUAAAAAGCACCACAAGAGCCCCAGAGUUCAGCUUGCUGCAAACGCCACCAAUUGUUAAGCGUGCUCGUGCCAUGACUGCUUCUAGCGCCGCUUUCUCAGACUUUGCCCCUCAGUCCAUCCUCCGCAGUACUCCGAGGCCAAAUCCCUUGGCUACUCCUUCCGCAUCUCCUGGCCGAUCCGUCACCCCUCCACUCCGGGGCAAAGAAAGCAGGAUCACCUUUAGCGAGUCUUCUGAACAGGAAAAGGACAUCCACUGGACUAACGGGAUGGUAUCAGAAAGUGAGAUUAACCCGCUCACCAAAGGAAUCGACAUAUCCCACACACGCAAGUCAUGGUCUGCACAACUUGACGAAGAUGAGGAAGCGGAGCCGCCCCGCGUGAAGUUCAUGCCUCCUGAAGGUGGUAUUCCAUCACCGCAGUUGAGAUGUUCUCUGAGGGAAUUAUCUCCGAUCCACAAAGCUGAAAUAUCAAGCAAACCGCAUGAUACAACGCAAGCUCAGUUAAUCUUAAGCUUUGACGCUAGUCAGACGUCUUUUCGGUCGACAGACACCACUUUGGAGUACUAUGAUGCACCUCUUUCAUUUGACCAUCAAGGAGAUGGAGAGACUAUUAACUCAAAGGAAGGAAAUGAUGUCGUUGUGGACCUUGAGGACGAAUCAAGGCAGAACUCUAUUCCAGCCAGUGAGCCAGCUCCUCUGGAGAUACUAAGUAAAGAUAAAGACCAGGAACUGAAGGAAAAUAAGAAAUUUGAAAAUGUGAUGGAUAUUGCUGUAGAGCAAGAGGUUGACAUUAAAGAAGUUGAGUGUAAAAUUGAGACUGAAGCAGACAUUGAGUUGCCAGGUGAUCAAGAUGAAACUGAGGGUCUUCUUGAUGAAGACAAAACUGAGUGUGAAAUGGAGGACAACCCAGAUACUGAAUCGGGUAUCAAAAAUGAAGAUGUAGAAGUUAUUGACCAGGCACCAACCGGUCAUGGUGAUAAGCUGCUGGACACUGCCCCAGAGACUGAAUCUCAGCCGGAGUCAUCGUUCAGCGAUGAGAACAUUGCCCAGUUAGAAGUCUUUGAAUCCGCUGCCAUUUUAGAGCAAAUUAAGACUGAUGGAGACACUCAAACCAUCACCAUUACACAGCAAGUGAAAGCAUGUGAACAUGGUGAAGUCACUGAGUUCAUCCAGCACAUGAACGCAUUUGGAGACACUGAAGUUCCGGCGGUUAUUGGAGAGGUUCAAAGAUGUGGAGACACAGAGCCUGCAGAUGAAAUGGCAAACAAUCUGGAGCAAACAGCAGAUCUGUCUGCUUUUGUGGAGCAACAUCUGUUUGGUAGUGGUCUGUCCCCUGCCCUGCCUCGUUCUGGAAUCCGUGGGAGCAGCAAUGAAGAAGAGUAUACUUCUGCUGAAGCUCACCCUGUGUUCACCAGCCAAAAAUCCACCACCUCUGCGUCAUCUUCCGAAACCACGGGCACAGACUCUCCUUCUGUUGUGAGUUUGAACGAUAGCGAAGAACUUUCAAGUUCUGAGUCCGAAGAGGAAGAAGAAGAAAAUGAGAACGAUGAGGCAGAGGAAGCGUGGAAUGAACAGGAGGAGGACCAUUCUGGUAGUGAAGUGGAAAUAAUUGACGAGGUCCAGGGCAACGGGAGACUGCUAGCGCCCCGACCCAACUUGGAAUUUGUUCAUGAAGACCACGGCCAUUUCUUAUCGACUUUUUCAGAGCAGCAAGCUGCCGAGUUUUCUCUUUUACCGCCAGGUGUUGAGAUAAAGAUGGUCGGGGAGGAAAUGGAAGGCGAGGUUUUAAUGGUGAGACUUGGCGCUGAUACGGAAGCGAUGGAGGCACUUGAGGGUGAAGGUCAAAUAUCAUCCUAUGUGGAGCUCAAACCUUCCAACACUCUCCUGGUUCCUCACGAGCUUGCGGAUGGCCAACAGGAGGUGAUUGACAAUGCCCCACUCCCUGUGCUCCAGCAACCCGUCAUGUCAGAUGAGCGAAGGUGCGAAACUCAUGGGAAUUUCUCUCUAAUGCUGGACAUGGAUGAGGAUGCUGAUGGAGAGGCGGUAGAAGUAACCUCUGGUAACGUGGCGGCAGAACCGGAGGUUAUUCUUCUUGCACCGGACACGCCUGAAUCUGAGGAGGCCACACCAGAAGAUGAUGGACAGAUAAACCUAGUGAUUAAUGACUAUGAGUCUGAGCAGAAGGUUGAAAAACCUCAAGAAGAAGGAAAAACUGAAGAAUGUGAACCUGCCAUUUUAACAGACUCUAAGCCUUUGUUAGUGGCGAAACCUACAGGAGCAUUGGACAAGGAUGGUGAAGAUCAUUUUGUUCCACAAGAUGCCAAUGAGGAGGAGACGGAACAAGAUGAAGUCAUACAUGAAGUCACAGAGGCACAGAAAGUCUCUGAAGACGUUGAGAUGGAACAGACUGUCAGUCAUGUAGAGGUCAAAGGCUCUCUGGAGGAAAUACAACAGCAUCUGGAGCAUACAGAACUGGAAAACAGGGAAGAACGUUCAAGUAACACCGAAAUGUGUGUAGAGGUUCAAGACGAUUUUGGUAUGACCACUGAAACUGAAAGGGCUACCCGACUGAGGAGGACAGUUAGGUUCACCUCUCCUCACUCUGACAAACCAGAGGAGGCAGUAACUUUACACGAAUCUGCGCCCUCUCCUUCUAGACGAAAAUCUUCUAGGAGAGCCGUGACAACCAGACAAAAAAGCACAACAAUGGAACAGGAGGAUGAGGCUACAGAUAAGACUGACAUCACGGUGAAACGCAGGAGCGCUCGGAAAAGCACUCCAAGGAGGUCGAGUCGUAGAACCCUGAAAGACAGUAACGUAUUGCAAACAACAGAGGAGGAAAAUAAACAGGAGGAGUUCAUUACACCAAAUGUCAGAAAAAGCACCAGAAAGACUAGGCUCAAACCUUCAAAGGGGGUAGAGGAUGAAACUCAGCUCAAUUCCAGCCCAAGUAGAGCGACACGUCGGUCAAGGCGUAUCACUUUUGAUGUCUAUCCAGAGAGCACACCAAAGAUGGAGGCUAGGAUCAGUCACGACGGGCAUGAACCCAAACAGAACAGCAUGAGCCACCGACGGACAAGAAACAAACUUUGGGACCACCCGCAGGAAGAGCUGGUCUUGCUGCCUACACCUUUGGAGGUUGAUUCUGAAACUCCAGUGGCAGAAGCUCUCAUGAAGAGGCUUCAGGAUACAGAGGAAAAACAGAAAGGUACUAUGCCAUGCCAUGGAUUCGAUGUUCACACACUUAACCGCCUAUCAUUUUACCCAGGAGUUUUUGGAAGGAUAUUGAGGUCCAGGAGGACGAUGACAUCCGUGGAUGUCCAGGCGGUAGCACAGGACAAGACCAACCCAGGAGAGGACUCAUUAGUUACCUUGCCCUCACGGAGACGAACCAGAGCUAGCAUAGCAGAGUCUUCUUACCCCACCGAAGAACUUGCAAUGACUGUUACUCGCAACAAAAGAGGUGUCCAAAAGACUUCAAAGGAAGUAUUUACUUCAGAGGACGUCCACGUGGAAGAGGGGAAAGACGUUUCCAAAAGGAGAAAAACUGCCAAGCGAACAGCCAAAUCCUCAUCUGGCUCAGAGCCUCGUCCCCUCGUUGAACCAGUCCUGAUUUCGCCACCGUCCAGCCCGGACACUCGGGUCCUCCAAUCCCAGAAGAGGACCAAGGAAGGGGAGGCGCAGAAGCCAUCAGGCAUGACUCUACGCCGUAGACAAAUCAUGAACAGCGUUUUUGCCAAACCUGUCACACGCAGGAAGAAUCCAUGAUAACAUGUUUUAACUUGGUUGGGUGUGGAGGAAUUUUUUAUAUAAAGGGUAUAUAGGUUACCAUUUUGAUUUUGUUGUAGCUGCUAGUUAUUUACAGACAUCCUCAAUUGAGAACUUGCCUCUUAUUGAAGGCUUUUAAAGGGAACUCUAAGUAAAAUGACAUGUUGGUUCUGUGUUUUAUUUGAAUGUUAGUAGCAUAUGUUAUAUACAGCUUUUGAAAAUGAUUAACAACUAUUUCUACGUAAGUCGUUGUGGUUGUUUACGUUGCAGUUUGGUUGUGGCGAUGAGAGCUAAAGCAUUCAGCCUAUACAGUUUGAGUCAAUGCGAAACCGAAAAGUAAAAAUCGAACAGAAAAUGUGAACAACAUGAGGAUGGAAUCUUUAGUUGGUUAUAGUUGAUGGUGUGUCUGUGGUAAAUGUUCACCAAUGGCAACGAAGACGUAAAUGCCCUAAAAGAGUUGUGUCAAGCAGCUUUGCUUUAGCACCUUAGCUUCACUUUGGGCUCAAAAUUAAAUUGAUUAUGGACAUUUUUGGAACCUCAGCCCGUGAAUAAAAAUGCUUUCCUCAAUGUCAAUUUAGAAUUUUAAUGGUGAUGUCGAAGUAACACCAUUAGCACCGCAUAGCACUGAGCAUUGCUUACACUAACGGUACACAGUGAAGCAGGGCUAUCAAUUUAAAAACACAUACCAUCUAUUAUGACUAAUAAGAUGACAAGUACAUAACGUAAGACCUUGAUUAACUUAAAAGAUGUGCACAGCACUCUUAAAAACAGAGCAGCAUUAAUGUUGGCAAAAUAUUUCUUCCUAGUAAGUAGUUUUUUUUUUUCCUAAUAUAAAUAAGUCGACACUGCCCUCUGGUGGUUGAAGGAAUACUCUCCAAUCUGACGAAGCGCAGCAAAUUAUAAUUGUCCUCGUGGACUGUAAGGAAUAUACGGUAGUCUCUUUUUAAUGCGUAACAUAAUUACGGCGACACCAUUUUACAUCACCACAGAGCAACGUAAAUAAUGGCGACUUAGGUCGAUUUUUUUUUUUUUUUUUUUUAAUAUUAAGCUCCAAAUACAUUAUAUUACAGAAUACAGAACCAAUAUGUCAUUUUAAUCACUGUUCCCUCAUUUCAUUGUCUUAAGCAGUUCUAGUUCAUCCCUGCUGAUCACCUGAGGCGGUGCUAAAAGCAUUGAAUGAUCCGGUCGCGCAUCUGCAGUAUGAGUAGCAGUUAAAAAAAAAAAUACCUGUGACACAUGUGAAAAAACAAAUUCUGGUGACAACUGAAUUCCGGUAGCCCCCACCCCCACCUCACACACACACACACACACACACCCCACCAUGUGGCAGUUGCAUGCUGCGGGAUGCUGCUUCCCUGUGGGUUUGCCUAUCUUAUCGCAUUGUUGCGUCACUGGUAGCCUUGUGGGUACUUGUCUGAGUUGCGUGGUUUGGACCUCCUAGGCUGCAAUGACAUUUUGUCGGGGCUGUUGAUUGUUGGUUGGCCCGCUGCAAGCUCUCACACCUUGUGUUUUAAGUCGCAAUGAACACUUUUAAAAAUAUUGAUUUUGUUCAUUUCAAUCUGUAAAUACAGGUUUCUUUGUCCAAAUUAAGUUAAUAAAUCCUAAAGAACUUUGUUUAUUUGAAGGCUUUAUCACAUUGACUUUGUAUCUAAUCUAACUGUCGGUCUUAAAAGUUUUAACGGGUUGAGCAAACGUAGUUAAUUGUACACUGAUGCCAAAAAAAUCUGGACUCUUAGCUACUGGAUAUAUUGUACAGUAUGCAAAAAUAGGAAAAACAUUUUUUUUUUUCCUUGUUCAUUUGUUGACUUGAGUGUGUUCAUUGUAUGGCUGAUACAAAGGCUAUUUUCUGAGGAGAAUGUAUAGUCAUAUUUUUUGAUGACUGCUGUUUGAUAAAUAAAGAUUGAUGAACAAUU